This is a messenger RNA of Rosa rugosa (rugosa rose), 768 nucleotides long. RefSeq lists its product as uncharacterized. The record is from RefSeq and is a predicted model, not a curated record. Lineage: Eukaryota; Viridiplantae; Streptophyta; Magnoliopsida; Rosales; Rosaceae. Bases 299 to 622 code for a protein of 107 amino acids. The transcript is spliced from 3 exons.
AUGAUCAUCCCAAUAAACAAGAAUUUAAGAAGUGAAAUGGGAAGCCAAAACCAUUGUUAAAAAGCAAUAUAUCAGAAAGAGAGAGAAACAAGAAAAGGUUAUGGUAUAGUGGAGUCUUUCUUCUAAUUCAAGAGCACAACAAAGUGAAAGACGCGUUAAUGGCCCAACCAACAUAAGGCCAUCUCUGUACUUUACUCUCUGUUUUCUUCCAGACUUGAACAGUUGAGUAACACUGAGACAUGCCCUUCUUCUUCUUCUUCUUCAGCUCAGAUCUAUUUGGUGACCGCUCCUUCUGACAAUGUCAAGACCCUGGGUACUGGUUUGUCUUCUCCUGUUAAUUGUGUUUACAUCACAGUUAGAAUGGAAGCAACAAUAUGGGAAUGAUGAGCCGAGUCCAAACCCUUCAAAGAAACAGCAAUAUAUAUCUGAAAGGGAAGAAGCUGUGAAAGAAAAGAUUAUACUCUCUCAAGAGAAAAAUAUACAGAAACUUAAUGAGCUCGUGCGGAGUCUUCGAGAACAGUUACUACAAUGUAGAGGUGAAAGUGAGGUUGUCAAUGGCACUGCAACACCUUUGACCGAACUUCUUUCUGACCUCGAACGACAUGCACUCUUGGAGGAUUAGUCAUGGAUCAUAUGCGUUAAACAUCAAUAUAUGUAUCUGUAAGUAGGCACAACAAAAUUCUUUUUUACUAAGCUACUUAGCUUCAUCUGAAACAUAUCCUUGAAUGCUUGAAUGCCAGAAUACAAUAUCAAACUCUCAUCUCAGUA